This is a messenger RNA of Sarcophilus harrisii (Tasmanian devil), 1733 nucleotides long. RefSeq names its product ADP ribosylation factor like GTPase 5B (gene ARL5B). The coding region runs from base 334 to 873 and encodes 179 amino acids. Gene Ontology annotation, molecular function: GTPase activity; GTP binding. The record is from RefSeq and is a predicted model, not a curated record. Gene Ontology annotation, biological process: intracellular protein transport; protein localization to Golgi membrane; vesicle-mediated transport. Gene Ontology annotation, cellular component: trans-Golgi network; cytoplasm. The transcript has 6 exons. Lineage: Eukaryota; Metazoa; Chordata; Mammalia; Dasyuromorphia; Dasyuridae.
GGGCGAGCUGGAGAGAGCGGCGGUGGGCUGCUGCGGGAGGAGGGUCGAGGCCCAGGGCCCUACGGAUCGCCGCCGGGCUCAGCCGGCCGAACAAAGAGACCGCCGGGAGCCGCUGGCCUCCACACGCGUGUCCUCGCUCUCCGGGACGGUGCAGGCGGGUGUUGGCAGCAGUUUUCCCGGGGGUCGGUGCGAAGAGCUCCGGCCGCCACCGCCUUCCGCGAGUCUCUGCCCGGUCCCGGCCCGCGCCGCUCCCGGGCGUGGGGGCCCGGGCGGCUCCUGGUCCUUGGGCGCCGCGGCACCUGCGGAGGGCCCCGCAGCGGGCCGGCCUCCGUGAUGGGGCUGCUCUUCGCCAAGCUGUGGAGCCUGUUCUGUAACCAAGAACACAAAGUAAUUAUAGUGGGAUUGGAUAACGCAGGGAAAACUACCAUUCUCUAUCAAUUCUUGAUGAAUGAAGUGGUCCAUACCUCUCCAACCAUAGGAAGCAAUGUUGAAGAAAUAGUUGUGAAGAACACUCAUUUUCUUAUGUGGGAUAUUGGUGGACAAGAGUCACUGAGGUCAUCAUGGAAUACCUACUACUCUAACACAGAGUUCAUCAUUCUUGUUGUUGAUAGCAUUGACAGAGAACGACUGGCUAUUACUAGAGAAGAGCUUUAUAGAAUGCUGGCUCAUGAGGAUUUACGGAAGGCUGCUGUUCUUAUCUUUGCAAAUAAGCAAGACAUGAAGGGGUGUAUGACAGCAGCUGAAAUCUCUAAGUACCUCACCCUUAGUUCCAUUAAGGAUCAUCCAUGGCAUAUUCAGUCUUGCUGUGCUUUAACAGGAGAAGGGUUAUGCCAAGGUCUAGAGUGGAUGACCUCCCGAAUCGGUGUGAGCUAACUUUUUGUUCAAGAAGGGGACUGCUUCUAUUUAUUCUGUGGACAUGAACAUAUUUCCUGGUACUUUUGACUGCUUAGGCAGCAGCAUGUUUAAUUUAUAACAACACAAACCUCUAUGAGCAACACUUGAAUCAAGUGCAGCUGAACUGGAACAUAAUAUUUUUCUUAACAUUUUUAAAAUGCACUAAUCCUCAGUUGGAUGAACAUAAUGUGUCUGUGUUUCAGCAACAAAGUUCUCCUGACUACUUAUCCUAAUGCAUUCAAGGAUGGCCUUGCCAGAAACGUUUGUCAUAAUGUUUUAUACUUUCUGUAAUACUGAAAACCUACUAUUUAUCUGAACCUAACACGCCCAUUUUCAUUUAUUAAGUUUUAGGCAAAUGUUGAUCUGGAAGAACACUAGAAAUCACAGACUAAUGUUUGCAGAUUUCUUUGGGUCUAAAGAUUAUCUCUCUCUUUUAUAUUAUCCAUCCUUUGUGUGCAGAAAUUUAACCCAAUGAAAAAUGUGUAUGAGUGAUAUCUGGAAUCCUAAAGAGUUGUGAAAAUUUACCCACCAAUGGGUAAAUGUCCUCACCUCAAUGCAUGUCAUAGAAGAAUUUGUUACAUUUUUAAGUAUGGCUUUUUAAGGUUUCAUGUUUCUUGUUCUUGGCCUAUAGAAUUAUGAUUAAUUUUCUAUCUGUAUGACUUGGGGAAAGGGUUUAGAUAUAUAUGUGUGUGUGACCUUAUAGUUGGCCAAAAAAAAAAAACCACAAAACCUGAAUCAGGAUGAGAGAUUAUUUGAGAGUGAAGGUUUGAUAUAAAGUUUGGCAGCUCUUUCUGACAUUUAUGUAUAAAUUCCACAUUAAUUAGUAUACUUUUUAUAUA